Messenger RNA from Momordica charantia (bitter melon), 873 nucleotides. RefSeq names its product glucuronoxylan 4-O-methyltransferase-like protein (DUF579). Gene Ontology annotation, biological process: xylan biosynthetic process. Lineage: Eukaryota; Viridiplantae; Streptophyta; Magnoliopsida; Cucurbitales; Cucurbitaceae. The record is from RefSeq and is a predicted model, not a curated record.
AGGACCAAGUUGACACACGUGGCGAUCGGUAAGUGGACAGAAAUUUUGGAACGGACCCCACAAUGGGUCGAGCAUCCAAUCAUCACGUGAGUCAGCGAAACGUUGAAGCCAGAGGCAUUUUACCAAAGAACCGGUCAAGCUUGAUUUACUGGAGGGCAAGACAGUCCGAAAAGCGAGGGCAUCGAGGUCAUUUUGACUACCGUCCUCUCCACUCCGUUUCGCAAACCGUCCCCCUAAACAUUUAAACGAACCAAACGCCCCCCUUAGAGAACGAGCCCUCGAUUUGUUGGUUUUUGAAGAGUUGACAAAAAAUUUCAUCCACUGCUAAUGAAGAAUCGAUUAUCUGCCAAGCCAUGGAUUCUCGGAUUGGCCAUCGCCGGUUUAGUCGCCGGCUCACUGAGAUUCCACCCGCCGCGAAUAUGAGCGAGGCCGACCGGACUUCCGAUAAAUUUUGUUAGAUCAAAGGGGUCCGUCGGAGACUUGCGACGCCGGAGAUUUGUUUUUUCUCAAGUUAUUUUUGUCUAAAGAUAGUCAUCGGUCAACUGACCGGCGGUGAGUGAGUUGAAGGGGACAUUUUCUUGGACAGCAAUAAAACCCGCCGGAGUCGGAUCUCAGCGGGCGGAUAGAUCGCCGUGGACAUUUUACCCGUCUACUCCGGCUGUGUUUCCGGAUGAAGGAAAGUUAAAGAUUUCGAUGUCUCUUAAUUGACCUUUUUUUCCCCUCUUUCUGUAUUCUCUUUUCUUCCUGUCGUGCCCACUUUCCUACCACGUUCAUAUAAUGAUGAUAUUGUAAGUUAAUUUCCCAUUUUCAACUUCAUUAAAAUAGCAUAAUGUAAACGCCUUUGCAAUUAUUUAUUGAGGAGUUUUCUGGUAA